ACCCACCCACCAAUCCCUCACUAAUGGAGCCCGGAGACAAAAAUAACUCCCGCAGUGCGUGUAUGUGUGUGUGAUCUCACUGCUAUGUCCCCGUCCUGGGUGCGCUCUAAUAAUAGAGGAGGCUGCCUGCUCCUUUAAGACCCCUCUUGUUGCAUAUUACUCUACCAAAUAUUCAGUAACAAAAUGGUCAUCAAAGUGUUCCUCGCCUCUUCAUCGGGAUCCACAGCGAUCAAGAAAAAGCAGCAAGAUGUGGUGGGCUUCUUGGAGGCUCUUAAAGUGGACUACGCUGAGCUGGACAUCGCUUGCAACGAGGAUAACCGGAUGUGGAUGAGAAAAAACGUCCCAGAGGAGAAGAAGCCAGCAAACGGCAUCCCUCUACCUCCGCAGAUUUUCAAUGAAGAGAGCUACUGCGGGGAUUAUGACACAUUCUUCGAUGCUAAGGAGGACAACUCAGUGUAUUCCUUCCUGGGGCUGCCUCCUCCCCCUGGGUCAAAGGAAGCAGCGUUAGCUGACAAGGAGCGCGUUUUGGAGAACGGGACCCACACUGAGGAAAACUCUGUGGACUCAGCAGAGGUUCCGGAGGAGGAGCGCAACGGCGAUGCACAUGGGGAGGAAGAGGCGCAGGAACAGGUGGCUGAUGAGGAGGAAGGUCAGGGUGGAGAGGCAGGUGAUGAAGCCACGGAAGGAGAAGCAGCAGGAGACGAGGAGGGGGCGGAGGCAGUGGAAGAAAUAAAUGAGCAGGCCCAGGCAGAAGAGGAAGAAGAACAGAAGAAGAAGCUGAAGCACAAGAGGAAGAAGAGGCUGAGUAGUUUAAGCGAGGCGACAGCGAUGAUGACAACUCUAUCCUGUUCAGCCUGAAGGAGACCCUCUUUUCAUCUCACCCUGAUGCUUGACCCCCUCUGACCCGUCCAACAGCCUCUCCAUCUCUCCCGAUGCUUCACUGAACCCUCCUGGAAACCGCUGGUCAUGUGCUCGAAGGCGCCAUCCACACUGAGAAGUCCUAACCCGCAUUUGCCCCUCUCUUAUCCCUUUUGACUACAAUGUUGACUUAAUUUUUAUAUUUUGCGUGUAGAGACAUAGUGUAAUGUGAUGCGCAGAGUGGCCAAGUGGUAUUUGUUCAGAGUAGCUUUUGUAAAAUUUACAGUUGUCCAACAGAUUUAUCAUGUUAUACUGUAGGAAAUUGUAGUUUUCUAACACAAAGAGGCAGUGACUUUACCAAAAAGUGGUACUUUUCAUACCUUGGCUUGUAGCUCCUUGCUUUAAUAACUCACCAUCUUGUUACUGUAUUGUUCCUUUGUUCCAAUCUUGUGCUUAACCAACUCCUUUCAACAUCUGAUUGUAUAAAUGCCAACUGAGAUUACAAACUACUCCACCUCCACUACUACUACUUUUGUCAGAGCUGCUGUCUAAUCGAUGCACUUUGUUGAACAAAGAGUGAAACAUGUGGCUAAGACUUGGAUGCAAUGGAAAAUUAAAUUAAGUAGAAUUGUUUUAAAAA
Molecule: messenger RNA, 1498 nt
Organism: Menidia menidia (Atlantic silverside)
Lineage: Eukaryota; Metazoa; Chordata; Actinopteri; Atheriniformes; Atherinopsidae
Source: the annotation of a GenBank genome assembly